Messenger RNA from Armigeres subalbatus, 1041 nucleotides. RefSeq lists its product as uncharacterized. The coding region runs from base 1 to 1041 and encodes 346 amino acids. NCBI's taxonomy places the organism in Eukaryota, Metazoa, Arthropoda, Insecta, Diptera, Culicidae. The record is from RefSeq and is a predicted model, not a curated record. The transcript has a single exon.
AUGCCAGAUUUGCGGGAGUUGUCCAAACGCGAACGACGUUUGCUUUCAACAUUGAGCGGUAUAGAGAAAUUCGUCACCAAUUAUGAAACUCCCCGAGACGAAGCGCAAAUCGUCGUUCGUUUGCAGAUGUUGGAAUCAGCAUGCAAAGAAUUCUACGAAGUGAGGGAGAAAAUUGAGCUGCUUCUUGAAACGACGAGUAGUAAAUCGGACGAUGACGAAUCCGCCAAGGUGAAGCAAGAAGAAGAGAACAAUCAAGCGUUGACCUGUUUUGAGGAUAGGUGUUGCUUAGCAAAAGCUAGUCUGUUAUCAGUACAAUCUGCAACCAUUUCUACCACGUCAAAAAUGGAUCAACUUGGCGAUCAUUCCGGCGUAUCCUACUCAAAAGUGAAGCUGCCAGAGAUUCGUCUUCCAUCAUUCGAUGGGAAGAUCAAGGAGUGGGUUACAUUCCGCGACAGUUUUCGUAGCCUAAUUCACGAGAACAAGCAGCUCACCCACGUGGAUCGAUUUAGCUACUUGAAGUCAGCUUUGUCGGGAGAAGCUAUACAGGAAAUAGAGUCUGUGGAGUUUUCUGCUGUUAAUUAUAGCGUAGCAUGGGAAGCGCUGGAGUCCCGCUACGAAAACAAAAAGUUAAUUGUGAAGGCACACUUGGAUUCCCUCUUCGCGGUUGAAGGUUUGAAACAAGAAAGCUACCAAGGGCUGAACAAUCUAGUUGGAGUAUACGAAAAAAAUCUGCAAAUGCUUCAAAAGAUCGGCGAACAAACUAGUGGAUGGAGUACGAUUCUGGCCCACAUGGUGUCUUCCCGGCUGGAUCCUGCCACAUUACGGCAGUGGGAAACGCACCACAACUCCAAAGAGGUACCUACCUACAACAGUCUUAUCACCUACUUGCGCAGCUACUGUUCAGUCCUGCAAUCCGUUGCUCCAACGAAAUCUAACUAUUCUGAUCAACGUGCACUGAAGCCGUCUGUAUGUCACACUGUUGUCAAAUCAUCGCACAAGUGCCCAUUCUGCAACGAAGCGUGGCAUUCUGCUUUUGUGUAG